AUGUUCCGCUCCGCCAUUGUCCGCUCCCUCCGGGCCUCCGCCCCCCGUGUCGCUGUCAAGACCCCGGCUCCCUUCCAGAUUCGCAGCUCUCCCAUCGCUGCUCGUGCUCCUCAAUUCACUCCCUGCUUCGUCUCUCAGACCGUCCGUCUUUACUCCGCUCCCGCCGGUCUGUCAAAGAACGAGGUUGAGGGCCGGAUAGUCAACCUGCUCAAGAACUUCGACAAGAUCAACGGUGUCUCUCACUUCUCGAACGACCUUGGUCUCGACAGCUUGGAUACCGUCGAGGUCGUGAUGGCCAUUGAGGAGGAAUUCAGCAUUGAGAUCCCUGACAAGGAGGCCGACCAGAUCCACAGUGUUGAGAAGGCUGUUGAGUACAUCCUGGCUCAGCCCGAUGCUCACUAA
Penicillium macrosclerotiorum is the source of this 402-nucleotide messenger RNA. It is a transcript of the gene acpA, whose product is annotated as acyl carrier protein. Gene Ontology annotation, molecular function: acyl carrier activity; acyl binding. NCBI's taxonomy places the organism in Eukaryota, Fungi, Ascomycota, Eurotiomycetes, Eurotiales, Aspergillaceae. The transcript is spliced from 5 exons. Gene Ontology annotation, cellular component: mitochondrion. The record is from RefSeq and is a predicted model, not a curated record. The coding region runs from base 1 to 402 and encodes 133 amino acids. Gene Ontology annotation, biological process: fatty acid biosynthetic process.